Molecule: messenger RNA, 1206 nt
Organism: Phytophthora infestans T30-4
Lineage: Eukaryota; Oomycota; Peronosporomycetes; Peronosporales; Peronosporaceae
Product: phosphatidylserine decarboxylase, putative
Exons: 4
Coding region: 16-1083 (355 amino acids)
Biological process (GO): phosphatidylethanolamine biosynthetic process
Cellular component (GO): mitochondrion
Molecular function (GO): phosphatidylserine decarboxylase activity
Source: RefSeq, a predicted model, not a curated record
GUAUCGACCACCGCCAUGUUGUGCAAGGCACCGCGCCGCGUCGGUCUCCUCAAGGCGCAGCAGCGCCGCCGAUUCUCCCAACAGCAGCAAAAGCAAAAGUCUGAAGAGGGUGCCACGUCGUCGGGCAGCAUCUUCUCUGGCAGCUGGAAGAUCCCGGCCACCAUGGGCUUUGCUCUCAUCGGAUUUCUGCAGUGGCAACACCUGAACCACCCGACGGACGAGGAGCGGAAGACGCACCCGGCGGAAGCUCUACGUCGUCUGCCUGGCACCCACACGGCGUUUGAGGACACGAUGGCCACAGAACGCCAGCUGCAGUCGCUCAAGCUUUUUCCGUACCGAGCUGCCAGCCGCCUUUGGGGUGAAGUGCACGACAAGGAGCUGCCGUCGUGGAUGCGUGAACCCGUUUACAAGGCGUGGACCGCCGUCUUUAAUUGCAAACUGGACGAAAUGAAGUAUCCGCUGCAAGACUACGCCAACCUCGGUGAAUUCUUUUCGCGCCCAUUUGAAACAGGGCGUUCGUCCCAAAUCAAGGGCGCGCGCUAUCGACUCGAUGAGUUCCUCGGCGAUCUCCCUUCGUUCUUCACCAGCAAGACUUCUGCUUCGAAGGGCAAGAAAAUGUUCCAUUGCGUCUUGUACCUGGCGCCUGGCGACUACCAUCGCAUCCACGCACCGGUGGAUUGGCAGGUGGAAGAGCGUCGCCACUUCCCCGGGAACCUCUUUCCUGUCAACAAGACCGCUGCCCGACUGAUCCCGAGUCUAUUCGUGGAGAACGAACGCGUUGCACUGUUGGGUGAAUGGGAGCAUGGUUUCUUCUCGCUUACUGCUGUAGGCGCCACCAACGUGGGCUCCAUUGUCAUCACGAAGGAACCGGAAUUCCGUACCAACACAGCAUUGCAGGAUCCGCUGAUGGGCCACUGCAUAACGAAGAACUAUGGUGGUAAGGUAGACACAGCGCGUGGGGAGGAGAUGGCACAGUUUAAGUUGGGCUCCACAGUUGUGCUGGUUUUUGAGGCUCCUGAGUCGUUCCAGUUUACGAUUAAACCGGGUGACAAGGUGAGUUACGGUAGCUGCUCAGGGUCCUGAGCGCUGAUAUUUGACAGUAAUGUGUAUGUGAUUAAAUAGUUGAUUCUGGGGAAAUGCAUCGGCAAAGCUGAGUAGAUAGGUCUUGGUAUUAGCUUAACAUCUCACCAAAACAAGCAGAAUAGC